GAAAAUAGAUACCUAUAUCAGUGUCAAGACGAUCAAAUCGGAAAACAGCGCCGGCCACCUUCUUUCCAUAUCACUCGCCGGUGAUAAAGUUUUGCGUUUUUCUCAAACAAAUAACCAUCCAUGGCUUCAUCGACACAGAAUCAUCAACAACACUUCCCGACGUCGAGCGGCACCACAUCAGCUCCACCACCCACACCUUCCACUACCAAACAUAAUUUCACCUCCACCUCGGACUCAGCCGCCACGGAUCUUCUCUCCCGUCUUCUCCACCGCCUCCCACCAACUCUCUCAAACACCCCUCUAUUACUCCGCCGCCGUUCUUCAAUCGCCACCACCACCACCACCUCUCCUCCAGUAGUCCCCUUUUCCGAGCUCAACUCCUCCCUUUCCACCACCCUCCCUUCCGUUUCCGAACUCGGCUUCUUCCAACUCACCAGCCACUCGAUACCCUCCGAACUCGCUCGUUCAGCCGAGUCCGACUCACUCUCUCUUUUUAACCUCCCUCGCCACCUAAAACAUCAACACUUCCCCAGAAGCUGGCCGCUCGGUUUUGACGAUGACGAUGACGAUGACGAUGAAGAAGAUAACGGUACCGGAGAUUCGUUGUUUCUUGACUCAUCUUGCUCAACGGAUUCAUCCGAGUUGUCUCUGAGUUCUCUACGCGAGUUCACUCGGGAAAUGGAGAAAAUCGGGUUUGCUGUCGUGGAAGCAUUAUUGUGCGCGAUGGGGUUACAGAAUCCGGCCGGAGAGGACCCGGAUAGUCUUUGUUCGAUGAUGUGGGUAUCAAACAGAUCGGGUUCACCCGAUGAUAAACUGGUUGGGUCGGGUGUAUUUUACCCGUAUGUGGUCGGGUUGCAUUAUCAAUUUCGGAGCCAAAGUUGUUCUUUGUUGGCGGAUCCGGGUUGGGUAACCGUUUCGUCCUCAAUGGAUUCGAUAUUGGUUACCCUUGGAGACAUCGCUCAGGUAUGGAGUAAUGGAAAAUUGAAGAAAGUAAGUGGGAAACCGGCAUUAAGCAUGGAAGAAGGAAAUAAUUCGUCCCCAUUUACAUCAAUGUCUCUUUUAGUGACAUUGCCACUAGAGAGCACUGUCUCUCCUCUUUAUCCAAGGGUGGUGAUUAGCAACCAUGACAACAAGAACCAGCAUGAAGAUGAAGAUUCUGAAAGUAAUGAAGUUAAUAAGUUUAAUUCAUUUUCAUUUGAAGAUUAUGCUUGGAGAGUUUAUCAUGAAAGAGUUCCUCUUAAAGACCCCUUGGACAGAUAUCGCAUUUGAUCUUUAAUUGUAAGGGAUCAUGAAAUGUUUAUUUCUUCAAUUUCCUGUUUAGUUUGUUGUGCUACUCUUUCUUUUAUAAAAUGUUAUAUACUUUUGGGAUAA
This is a messenger RNA of Lactuca virosa, 1371 nucleotides long. The record is from the annotation of a GenBank genome assembly. Lineage: Eukaryota; Viridiplantae; Streptophyta; Magnoliopsida; Asterales; Asteraceae.